Molecule: messenger RNA, 3222 nt
Organism: Myxocyprinus asiaticus (Chinese sucker)
Lineage: Eukaryota; Metazoa; Chordata; Actinopteri; Cypriniformes; Catostomidae
Gene: arhgap25
Product: Rho GTPase activating protein 25
Exons: 11
Coding region: 638-2581 (647 amino acids)
Biological process (GO): activation of GTPase activity; negative regulation of small GTPase mediated signal transduction; phagocytosis, engulfment
Cellular component (GO): phagocytic cup
Molecular function (GO): GTPase activator activity
Source: RefSeq, a predicted model, not a curated record
UUGGCCAGUGUAUGACAACUUGAGAUUUGUUUUUUAUUCAUUGUAGAUGUUAAGACCAGAAGAUCUUGCUCUUUUUUUCCCCUCUGCCAGCAAAGAAACACCAUGGUCCUGCAUCUCUUCAAGAAAACGAUGACAUCUGUGGCCCCCUUGAUUGAGGCACGAUUGUCGCCUGCAUUUUUGUCUGAGUGAAAAGUCAUCCUUCCACCAUCGUUUUCUAGGCCUGCUUGAAGGUGCCACUUCCUCAGUGCAAGUAGUUUGUGGGUUCGAGGGGUGACAGCGCUGUUCUUCUCCGUCUGACUGCUCGGUCUGUACCGUGACGCUACAGUCUGACAAACAUGCUGGAUGUUGGAGUUUCCAAGUAACUGUGUUUUGGUGACAGAAACUCUAUCGAGUGGAGGGGCAAGAUACGACUUGUUUGGAAGUGGUAAAAAAGAAAGGGAAAGAAGAAGAAGAAGAAGAAUAAGCAGCAGAUCAGCAGAAGGAGGAAGUAUAGAGAAGAAGAGAGGGCUGAUUCGAAAGAAUGUACUCUUAGGAGACACUGUGUGUUUUGUGUGUGUGAGUGUGUGUGUGCGCGUGUGAAAAAGAGAAUGUGUGCGAGCGUGUUUGUGUGUGUGUAAACUUGUCCGAUUUUGAAGAAAUGUCUCUUAGACUACCUCGCAACUGGGACUUCAGCACCUUCAGAGCUGAAACUGCCAAGAUAGCCCGCUCCAAGAGUGUUAUACCAGGGGAAGGGAGCCCUGGAUCCACACACACAGGCAUUAAAAGAUCCAUGGAGAAACCUCUGAAGACAGGCUGGCUGAAGAAGCAGAGAUCCAUUGUGAAGAACUGGCAGCUGCGCUUCUUUGUGCUCAGAGGAAAUGUCCUUACAUACCAUAAGGAUGACAGAGAGAGUGCAGUUCAGGGUACCAUCCCUUUGUUCUCAUGCCAAGUUAAUGUGCUGCCGUCAAAUGCAGAUGAUAAAUUCCUGUUUGAGAUUAUCCCAGGUAGCAGUACAGAUCGUGAACGGGAUACCUACGUUCUUUUGGCAACCAGUCAGAGUGAGAUGGAUGAGUGGGUGCGCUCUAUUCGCAAAGCCAUUGGAUCACGGUCCAAUCACGUAUUUGGAAAGAGUCUUUCAGACAUCAUGGUGUAUGAGAAGAAAUUUGGGUCUCGUCUGGUGCCAAUCCUGGUGGAGAAGUGUGCAGAAUUUAUCAGAGAGCACGGUCUGAAUGAGGAGGGAAUCUUUCGGCUGCCAGGUCAGGACAACCAGGUGAAGCAGUUUAGAGAGGCCUUUGAUGCUGGAGAAAGGCCAUCUUUCCCCAGUGACACAGAUGUCCACACGGUGGGGUCCUUACUCAAGUUGUACCUCAGAGAACUUCCUGAGCCUGUUGUGCCCUGGACUCAGUAUCAGGACUUCCUUGACAGCACACUGGUGUUGGAUGCAGCCACUGCAGCAGGCAAAGAAAAACUGGAGAAGCAGAUCAGCCUUAUGCCAAAAGUCAACUACAACCUCUUGAGUUACAUCUGCAGAUUCCUUUUUGAGGUCCAGCAGAAUUCAAAGGUGAAUAAAAUGAGUGUUGAGAAUCUGGCCACAGUGAUGGGAGUGAACCUUUUCAAACCGCAAGUGGAGGACGCCAUCAGUAUGAUGAAGGGAACUCCCAUGAUACAGAAGGUAAUGACGGUGAUGAUCAGACACCACGAGCUGCUCUUCCCACCCUCUAAAGAUGUGCAGCCGUCUCCUCCUCCCAGCAAGAAAAACAAGAGUAAAAAGUCAAGCAACCCUCGCAGUUUUGUGGGCUGGGAGUCUGCUGAGUGUGAGGUGUCUUCCCUGUCGGAGUCUCCUGAAGAGGAAGAAGUAGACACACCUGAGGCUGAGAGGAGGGACGUGUGGCCAUCUGAGGCAGGGUCAGAGGAAGCACCUCUUUCUCCUUCCUCUACAUUUUCCCCUGUAUCGGACGCGUGGACCGGCAGCCCCAGAAAGCGGACUCAGACUCUACCCAGCUUUGGCUGUCCGGCAGUUGUGAAAACAUGCCGAGAGCCGGCUUUGGAUCGCUGGAGCAGGUUCCAGGAGAGCUUCAACGAGAACGACGAGAAGACGCUUUCAGAGGACAUCUUUAAAAUCCUUGACCUCCAGAAAGUGACACUCUUUUCUGGAGGGCAGAAAAGUGAAAAUGAUGACACAGGCUUGGAUAAAACAGUUAAUGAUGUUGUAGUCAAAGAAACAGAUGCUCUAAAUGCACAGACACAGAGCACAGUUCCCUUGCCUAAGCCUCGGCUGACCAAAGAGUUGAGUGCACCGAGUUUGGGCAGAGAGAAGCCAACAGCACCUGAAGAUGGGACCGUCCUACAGCAAAGCAAUGCAGGCCAACAGAGAAACACAGAUACAACGCACCUUAUCAACAGUCUACAACAGAAGAACAGAGAGCUGAGUGCUACAGUGGCAGAGCUGCAGGCAGCACUCGAGGCAGAGAGACGCUGCAAAGCUGCAUUAGAGAUCUUGCUUCGCAACGCAGAGAGCAGCAGGGAUGAAGCUCUUCAGCGCAAUGAGCACCUGAACAGAGACAUUCAGGAGUUCCUCAACAGGCCCACUGCUGGCACAUAGUGCCACCCAAUGUAUGUCAAGACUUAGUCCUGUCUAGCUUCUCACUGGAGUAAUAGGCAAACAGUCUUCAAUGGUGUUUUACACCUUGAUCUACCUUGAACUGCACUGAAUAACGUCUUUGAAAAACGUCUGGUGAAAAUGUCCAUCUCACAGUUUCUGUCUAUGAUGUGACAGAAGUAAAACUGCUAUGGUAGAAGACACCUUAUGUACAAAAAUUACACAUUUGAACUUGUUAUUAAGCGUCACGUUGGUAUUGUGAUCUGUUACAAGAAAAUAUUCAAAGUUAUGCAGUAUUGGACUGGGAAUGUGAAAGUUUUAUAAAGAGUAUUAAACAACUGCCUAUAAUUUUUUUCAUAGUGUAUUUGUCUGAUGGAUCGCUAGAAAGUAUAGUACAUACUCUCCAGGGUUGCCCAAGGGGAGACAGGUGCUAGUUGUCACACAUUUACUUAAGUGAAUAUUUGUCAGGAUACAUUUUUGCAAUCUUUUUUUUUUUUUUUUUUUUUUUUAGCAAAAUGAGAACUCAAUUGAGAAGCACAAAAUGAUUUAUGAAACGACUAAAAAAUUUAAAAGAAAAUAUAUCAGCUAUAUCUGGCAAACAGAUAUUUUAAUUAAUAAAUUCUAAAAAAAAAAAAAAAAAAAAA